CCUCCAGUAAACUGCGGGAGCUGACCGAAGCUAAUACAUAAUACUCUGGCCACAUUAUAAUCUUUUGGUUAACAACUAUUAGCAUAAAAUCACCCCCUUAUCUCAGUCAUACCCUGGAAAUAAAGCUAAGGUAACACUAGCAUCAUCUCCUCGACCUUAAUGUCAUGCUAACCGGCGGCUAGUUAGCUAGCUGCUAAGUUAGCUGCUUUAGUGAAUGUUGGCCUAAAUGGGUAAGGAAUUAAGAAAUCCCCACGGUCAGCUAACUGCUUACACAACGUGUGUGAUAGUUUAAGAGGGAAUUAUUUUAAAAUGGACCUUAAUUUUUACUCGGACCUGUCGGACGGGUGUGCUCAAAAUGUUGAUACGGAGUUUUUGGACACUCAAGCUUACGGUGGAUACUCUGAAGAAAAUAAGUUUCCAGAGGGCAACGACAAUUAUAUGACUAUCAGCGGACCGGGACACCCUUUUCUAUCCGCGGAGCAGACAUUUCAUACUCCCAGCCUCGGGGAUGAGGUUUUUGAGAUCCCCCCCAUCUCCCUUGACCCGGACCCGUCCCUGAGCAUCACUGACGCUGUGUCACACUUUGAGUUGUCCGAUGGGUCCGACAGCACCGGGGGACCUCCGGGCUCCCGCAGCCUCGUCAGCAACCUGGUGGUGGAGGCUAACGACCCAUCCUUCGCCUCCACCUUCGUGAACAGCGGGUCCCAGGGCCUGGGGCAGCUGAACCUCGGGGCUAUGGGACAGUCUGGAGGGGGAGCCCUACUGAGCUCCUCUGCAUUGGAACUGGGUAAUACCAGUGGGUCACACUUUAGCAGUUCGUCCCCCAUGACCAUUGAUGUUCAGCUUGGUGACAUUGGUCAUGGACUACUGGGAAGCAGUCAGCUGACUACCAUUAACCAGUCAGAGCUGACAAUGGGUCUUGGGGGUGAAAACAUCAGGCAUCAUUCAGGGACACCUGACCAGCCGCUGUCAGCAACACCGUCUCCAGCUGGCUCCCUACAGGAUGAGGACAUGGAUGACUUCAAGAGGAGUGUGCUCAUAGACUCCCCCAUGUCUCUCUCCUCCUCCGGCCUCUCCCACAUGUCCUCCCACCCAGCUCUCCUGUCUUCCGUGUCGCCGGCCGGGGUGAGGAGGGGAGGGGGAAAGCCUGCCACAUUGGCCGCAGUGACCGGGGCAGUGGGCGCAAAGAAAGGAAGGAAGAAGAAAGACCCCAAUGAGCCACAGAAGCCAGUUUCAGCGUAUGCCCUGUUCUUCAGAGACACCCAGGCUGCCAUCAAGGGCCAGAAUCCCAACGCCUCAUUUGGUGAGGUGUCAAAGAUUGUGGCGUCCAUGUGGGACAGCCUGGCUGAGGAGCAGAAACAGGUGUAUAAGAGAAAGACAGAAGCAGCUAAAAGGGAGUAUUUAAAAGCACUGGCAGCUUAUAAAGCCAACCAGCUCUCACAGCCUGCCACCGAGGAGAUAGAGAUGCCCCCUUCACCACCUCCACCUAUGGGCAACUUGACUCCUGCAACCCUUCUCCCUGCAGGUGCCCAGGCCAUCCGCCCCGCUAUCAACAACCUCGAAGAAAACACCAUCACCAACAUUUGCGCCUCCAACAUCAUUCUGGACGUCCCGGAGAUGACCACACGUUCCCGCACGGGGGCAAACAAAACCACUGCAACACCAGCAGCGGCCCUCCCAGCCCAGCCCAUCACUAAGAUCAUCAUCCCCAAGCACCUGCUGCAAGCGGGGGGUCAGGUCGUGACCGUUUUGCAAGGAGGGGUCCGCACUAUGCAGCCCACGCUGGUUGUCUCGGGUGCCUCUCGUCAGCCACCGCCACUGCAGCAGAUGCAGAACGCGCCGCCCCCGCCACGGCUACAACAGAUGGCACCAGCACCUCCACCCUUGCAGGCCAAGCCCAGAGAGGGGAACACCACAGCAGGCAUCCCCAUGUCUGUCACAGCCACAUCGCCGCCUCCGCUCCAGAUAAAAAUAGUUCCAGCCUCUUUACCUGGAAAAGAGGCCCUGCCGAUUAUUGUCCCCACGACAGCGGCAUCAGUGACUACAUCUGCCCAAUCUGCACCUGUUGUUAAUGUGCAGGUGGUGAAUUCUGCCGACACAUCACUAAAUCCCGACGAGGAUGUAGUUGCAGAAAUGCUACCUUCAGAAGAGGAUGAGAUGGAGGUAUCAGAGUAUAGCGAGGCCACCUCUUUGAAGAGCGUGUGUGUGAGGGCCGGCUGUAACAACCCAGCAGUGGAGAGCGACGACUGGGACAAAGAAUACUGCAGCAACGAAUGCGUGGCCGAUCACUGCAGAGAUAUAUUCAUGGCGUGGUGCUCCAUCAAGAGUCACAACCUGGGGACGGUGAAAUAAAGAGCAGCUACUACCAACCACUUCAAAUGCUUGUUUUUCCACAGUGUUACUAAAUGACUAGCGGAGGACAGAGAUGUCAAAAACCACAUUUCCCUGCAAAUACACAUGUGUCAAAGUUCUCAUUGUUGUUUUUUUUCUACAUGCACAAUACUGGAUGAACUUGGCUGCUGUUCAGGAGUUAUGACAGAAAUCCCCUGCUGGGACUUGAUGGCAUACAGACUAUUCUAAUGACAGGCACGUCCUCAGUGUGGAUAAUUAUGUAGUGUUACGUUUCAGUACGUAUACCGCUUUUAGUCAAGCAUCAAGGGACUUUGAGGCAGCUAAAAGAAAAAAAAACAUCAGCACAAUUAAGCAAGAAACAUGGCCAAGACAACAAUAAUCUCAGUUUUUUCUUU
Messenger RNA from Scomber scombrus (Atlantic mackerel), 2747 nucleotides. It is a transcript of the gene tox4a, whose product is annotated as TOX high mobility group box family member 4 a. The transcript has 9 exons. The record is from RefSeq and is a predicted model, not a curated record. NCBI's taxonomy places the organism in Eukaryota, Metazoa, Chordata, Actinopteri, Scombriformes, Scombridae. Gene Ontology annotation, molecular function: chromatin DNA binding. Gene Ontology annotation, cellular component: nucleus. Gene Ontology annotation, biological process: regulation of transcription by RNA polymerase II. The coding region runs from base 310 to 2352 and encodes 680 amino acids.